Messenger RNA from Truncatella angustata, 1104 nucleotides. RefSeq lists its product as uncharacterized. NCBI's taxonomy places the organism in Eukaryota, Fungi, Ascomycota, Sordariomycetes, Amphisphaeriales, Sporocadaceae. Gene Ontology annotation, molecular function: zinc ion binding; SUMO ligase activity. Gene Ontology annotation, biological process: protein sumoylation. The coding region runs from base 1 to 1104 and encodes 367 amino acids. The record is from RefSeq and is a predicted model, not a curated record. The transcript has a single exon.
AUGACCACAUCUUCCAAUUUCCAGGAUGCUGGCCAGUGUGUUGCUUCUCCAAAUCGGAUAUCGAGAGAAAUCAGGCCUUUCAGCCCCCCAGAGCGCUAUUACCAGUACGUCAAAUACUUGGCUUUGGAGCCCACACCAAUACCUCAACAAAACAUCUUCCACGUUUUUACAUUCAAUAUGCCCAAGGAGGAAUGUGAAAAGAUAUCUAAAGAUGGGAACGCCGAUCAGACUCCUUCACAAGCCAAUUUUUACUUCAAUGCCUCUUUGCACGUGAGGCUGCGGGUGUGUCUUAAAGAGAAGGUUGCUCCGUUCUCCGAAGAAGACUGGGUACUUGCCGACGGCUACUGGCCACAGCACAUACAGAUACAUAUCAACCAUCAGCUACGGGCGACCAAACAAAAGCAGCACCAUGGCAAACAUCAACCAAUAGAGAUUGGUCAACUUGUCAGACCAGGCGGAAAUUUUCUCCCUAUAUUGGUACCAGUUCACGAAACAUUCGAUAAGGAUGCAAUCCCCUAUGUAGCUGUUGAGGUCCUCGAAACUCUCAGUCACAAUUCGAUUCAAGCUCUACCCAACUUCGAUGCAAACUCCGUCACCUCCCCGGGGCAAACACAAGCUAUAAUCGACCAACGCCUUGGUAGCUUAUGCAAUCCCGAUGACGAGAUUAUGAUAGUCACGAGCUACCUCACCAUAAACCUAGCCGACCCCUUCAGUCUUGCUCUUUGGGAAACGCCAGUUCGGGGAAAGAAUUGCAUCCACCUAGAAUGCUUUGAUUUAGAGACUUGGCUGAAAACCCGCCCUAGAAAAAGGCCUUGCACUUGCGGUGCCACAAAGGUCUCAGAAUGCAACCUGUGCAUUGGGGAACCAUCACUUGUAGACAAGUGGAGAUGUCUGCUUUGUAGAGGAGAUGCGCGUCCCCAUAAGCUAUAUAUUGACGGCUUUUUCGUUGAAGUAAGGAAGUCUCUAGUAGAAAGAGGGCUCUUGCAUGCCAAUGACAUCAAGGUACGCGCAAAAGGAAUUUGGACGUCCAGCCCGGCAAGAGACCCGUCGAGCUUGCACCCUCAAAUGGCCGAGGAGACCCUGUCAUCCAGCUGGUCUGACUGA